CUUCAAGAAAAAAAAAUGGUGGGUUUUGAAACGUUUCUUGAAACUCCUUCAAAGGGAAGAAAGACCGCCGUCGUCGUGGGUUACGAUGUGCCGGAGGGUGUUGACGUAAGGGGGAGAUACGAUGCGGAGUUUGCAAAGAUUCUUAGCAAAGAUGCUCUCUUGUUUGUGGCUGGUUUGCAGCGGGAAUUUCGGAACCAUAUCAAGUACGCUAUGGAGUGCAGGAAGGAUGCUAAGAUGAGGUACAACAAUGGUGCUUUGCCUGGUUUUGAUCCGGCCACUGCCCACGUCAGGGAUGGUGACUGGCUCUGCGCCGCCGUGCCUCCGCCGGUGGCUGAUCGGAGGGUCGAGAUUACGGGCCCGGUCGAGCGGAAGAUGAUUAUUAAUGCACUCAAUUCUGGUGCCAAAGUUUUCAUGGCUGAUUUCGAGGAUUCGCUGGCACCGAAUUGGGAGAACCUAAUGCGAGGGCACGCGAACUUAAGGGACGCUGUUAACGGGAACAUAAGCUUCAACGACAAAGCAAGGAACAGAGUUUACAAACUCAACGAACAAACGGCUAAGCUCUUUGUCCGCCCGAGGGGCUGGCACUUGCCCGAAGCCCACAUCUUCAUCGACGGCGAACCGGCGACCGCUUGCCUCGUUGACUUUGGUCUCUAUUUCUUCCACAAUUGGUCCGCCUUUCGCCGCACGCAAGGCCAAGGCUUCGGCCCCUUCUUCUAUCUCCCCAAGAUGGAGCACUCUAGAGAAGCAAGGAUAUGGAACAUGGUGUUCGAGAGGGCGGAAAAAAUGAUGGGAAUAGAAAACGGGAGCAUAAGGGCCACCGUUCUGAUCGAGACUCUUCCGGCGGUGUUUCAGAUGGACGAGAUUCUGUACGAACUUCGAGACCAUUCGAUCGGUUUGAACUGCGGUCGAUGGGACUACAUUUUCAGCUACAUCAAGACUUUCCAAUCUCACCCCGACCGCCUUCUCCCGGACCGAGUUCAAGUUGGCAUGUCCCAACACUUCAUGAGAAGCUACUCCGAUUUACUCAUUCGCACGUGUCAUAGGCGCGGGGUCCACGCCAUGGGAGGAAUGGCCGCUCAAAUUCCAAUCAGAGACGACCCGAAGGCGAACGAGGCAGCGCUAGAAUUGGUGAAAAGGGACAAACUGCGUGAAGUAAGAGCCGGGCACGACGGCACAUGGGCAGCCCACCCGGGACUAAUCCCGGCCAUCGACGAAGUCUUCACGGCCACAAUGGGCAGCAAGCCCAACCAAAUCCAAACGGUCAAACGCGACGAGGCCGCAAGUUUGACCGAGGAAGACCUCCUCCAGACCCCGAGGGGCCACCGCACAAUGGACGGCCUACGCCUCAACACGCGCGUGGGCAUACAGUACGUUGCGGCGUGGCUCACCGGCACAGGAUCGGUCCCUCUCUACAACCUCAUGGAGGAUGCCGCCACGGCCGAGAUCAGCCGCGUACAGAACUGGCAGUGGCUGAGGUACGGCGUGGAGCUGAACGGGGACGGACUCGGCGUGCGGGUGACCCGCGAGUUGUUCGGGCGGGUCGUCGAGGAGGAAAUGGGUCGGAUCGAGAGGGAGGUUGGCAAGGAGAAGUUCAAUAAGGGGAUGUAUAGAGAGGCGUGCAAGAUUUUUACGAGGCAGUGCACCGCGGACGUGCUCGAUGAUUUUCUCACGCUUGAUGCUUAUAACAACAUUGUUGUCCACCAUCCGAUCGGCUCGUCGAGGCUCUAAGUAAUUUCCCACUUGUUUUCGGUUUCAUGUGUUUUUCCAGAAUUUGCUUUUUUAUUUGUUUGUGUUAUGUUCGUAUUAUGACUUGGCUGCUAAUAAAACAAGGUGUUUCUGUUGUUCAAUUUCUUUUUUUUUUUCUUUGCUGUAAUGUUUGCACUAAUAAAUCUAAGUAUCAUUUUAAUUUGGGGUUUGUUGAAUUAAGUAAUCUUGUAUUCUAAAUUCUUCUUAGUAUUGCAUUUUUGUCAAAACUCAUAAAAUAUUAUAGUAU
Molecule: messenger RNA, 1993 nt
Organism: Erythranthe guttata (spotted monkey flower)
Lineage: Eukaryota; Viridiplantae; Streptophyta; Magnoliopsida; Lamiales; Phrymaceae
Gene: MLS
Product: malate synthase
Biological process (GO): glyoxylate cycle
Cellular component (GO): cytoplasm
Molecular function (GO): malate synthase activity
Source: RefSeq, a predicted model, not a curated record